This is a messenger RNA of Brenthis ino (lesser marbled fritillary), 1629 nucleotides long. NCBI's taxonomy places the organism in Eukaryota, Metazoa, Arthropoda, Insecta, Lepidoptera, Nymphalidae. The record is from the annotation of a GenBank genome assembly.
AUGGAACGCAAUACCAGAUUAAAAAAACUGGUUAAAAAGUUAGCUAUGGCUCGACAACGUGAAAAAGAAAACGUUAAUUGGAAUAACUUUAUAAAUAUGCUUAAAAAUAAACAUGGAACUAAUAAUUCAAAAUAUUCAUGUUCAAUAUAUGAUGAUGUACGGGAAAAUAUAACACCAGAAAUAAUUAACGAUUUCUAUAAUACCAAAUUUUCAUUUAACAAGCAAUCUAGACUUUGUGAAAAAUUGUUGGAAGACUUCUAUGACUCAAAUGAUACAUCGCAGCCUAAUUCUACAUAUGGUAGACAAUUGAAUGAUAGCAAGAAAAUACAGCAUUCGAAAAAUUAUAAGUUUGUUAAGUAUGGAGAGAAUUUAUACUGUUAUCCCACAUCUUCGUUAGGUAGAUUAAUUAUGAUGGAUAAUGAACAGCGAAGGAAGCAACACUUAAAUAACUGGGGAAAACAUGUAAGCGAUAGAAAUUUAUAUGUAUAUGGUGGAGAUCGAGAUAGUUAUUUUAAUAAAAAAAAGUUUAAAUUUAAAACUAAUUUUAAAAGGACUUCUGCAGUCCAAACAGAUUUUAAAACAAUACCCGAUUUUAUUCAAAAUAUGUAUAAAGACAAAGCUACGAAUAACACGAGGGAGUCAGACAAAACAAAUUGGUCUCUAAAACAAGAGCCUGAUAAAGUCCUAAAACAAAAUUCAUUACAAAACAUAGAAAAUAAACUUGAAACAUUGAUUGUAUCUAUAAACACAUUUAUAGAUGAGAUUAAAGUUAAUAAAAAGUUAAUGAAGGAUAACACCCUUAGAUGUGAAAUUUCUGAAGGUAAAUCGAAAGAAAUAAAUAGUAAAAUAAACAAUAUUAGCGUUCCGACCAAAGUGGUGAAAGCAGUUCCCAGAGUAGACACAGACAGCUGCGGAACCGUAGCGAAGUCUGCCCAUAAUCCUAGUACACUGUGUACAGUAGCAAAAUUAAAUGAUAAUAUUGGUACUGCUAAAAAAAGAAUUUCUCAUUCCUACCUAGUAUCUAUCGAAGAACCAACUCGGGAUUGUUCAACUGAAAUAACGAAAUCUUUUUCAAAACACAGUGAUGGAUAUAAAAAUAACUUGAUAGAAGAAAUAAAUAUAUUGAAUCAAAAACAAUUCCCUUACCAACAAAAUAUGACGAUAGCUGUGAACACUGACCCGCUUAGUAUCUUGGCAUUAUUAAGAGUUUUUACUGAUACUUUAAAGAGCAUAAUGUCAUAUAUCCCAAAUUUGAAUUGCUAUUCAUAUCUGUCACUGCUCCCAAUCCCUCACUCUAUAAAGACAGCAGAAUCUCACUAUAUUUGUAACAUAUGUGGGGUAGACUUUAGUAAGCCUUCAGAACUAAGCGACCAUAUCCUUGAACAUAAUUUGGGAAAGACGAGAAUAGCCCUUUUAAUCAAAUUUAUUUUACAUUCCUUCAAAGUUUACUUUUUAGAGAUUGCUGUGUGUGUCGACAUAUUCUGGAUAGAGUUCGACGGCAACAAAGUCUUUUCCGUUGUAAAUAUUGCGGGCAGUGCUUUACCAGAGCUUAUUGUAGCGAGUUACAUCAGAACUCAUGCGCCAAACAAAUGGGAAGAAACGACGAUGUUUCCUCGGACUUACUAUUGU